Messenger RNA from Oryzias melastigma (Indian medaka), 1681 nucleotides. RefSeq names its product N-acylsphingosine amidohydrolase (acid ceramidase) 1b (gene asah1b). The coding region runs from base 85 to 1263 and encodes 392 amino acids. The record is from RefSeq and is a predicted model, not a curated record. NCBI's taxonomy places the organism in Eukaryota, Metazoa, Chordata, Actinopteri, Beloniformes, Adrianichthyidae. Gene Ontology annotation, molecular function: N-acylsphingosine amidohydrolase activity; fatty acid amide hydrolase activity. The transcript is spliced from 14 exons. Gene Ontology annotation, biological process: fatty acid metabolic process. Gene Ontology annotation, cellular component: lysosome.
GAAAUGGGUUGUUCCACUGUCAUGAGGUAAACAGAAGCAACUUCCGCGUUUGACAGUAAACAGUUUCUGGAGUUAAUUUCAAACAUGGAUCACCGCGUUUUUCUCGUUUUAACCUUUCUAUUCUCCAACACCGUGUCACAGUUUGUGCCGCCGUAUACAGAAGACUGCCGGGCGGGCAUGUAUCCACCCAGCGGUCCCACGUUCAGAGGAGCUGUGCGCUGGUACACGGUGGACCUGGACUUACCACCCAGCAAGAGAUGGGCCCCUGUGAUCACUGAAAGAAAAAAUGAUCUGGUCAACAUGAUUCAAGCAAUAAGGGAUCUGGCUAAUGCUUUUGUGCCCAGCGGACGGCUGAUAGAGCUGGUUGACAUUGCGCUGCCUUUAAUGGUAGACACAUUACCAAGCCCGUUUAAUGAGGAAAUCAAAGGAAUUGCUGAUGUUUCAGGGGUUCCUCUUGGUGAAGUUGUGUUGUUCAAUAUUUUCUACGAGGUGUUCACAGUGUGCACAUCAGUUGUUGCAGAGGACAGCAAAGGCAACCUCUUUCAUGCCAGAAACUUAGAUUUUGGAUUAUUUCUGGGCUGGGAUGUAAAGAACAAGUCGUGGACCAUCAGUGAGAAGCUGAAGCCUCUGGUGGUUAACCUCGACUUCAAGAAAAACAACAAGACGGUCUUCAAGUCCACAAACUUUGCUGGAUAUGUGGGCAUGCUCACCGGCAUCAAGCCUCAUAUGUUCACUCUGACCAUGAAUGAGCGCUUCAGCCUUGAUGGAGGCUACAUUGGAAUCCUGGAAUGGAUCUUGGGACAAAGAGACGGGAUGUGGAUGAGCUUUCUCACUCGAACUGUUCUAGAAAAAGCAACCAGCUAUGAGGAAGCUAAGAGUCUUCUGGUUCAGACCAAGAUGCUCGCUCCGGCGUACUUCAUCCUCGGGGGGAACCAAACGGGGCAGGGAUGCAUCAUCACCCGCUCCAGGACACUAAGUAUUGAUGUGUUGGAGCUCGAUCCAAAGCUGGGCCGCUGGUACGUCCUGGAGACAAACUACGACCACUGGAAGGAGCCGUUUUUCCUGGAUGACCGCAGGACUCCCGCCAUGAAAUGCAUGAACCAGAUCUCGCAGACGAACAUCACUCUGAGCACACUGUAUGACAUGCUCUCAACCAAACCAGUGCUAAACAAGCUGACCACUUACACAACGCUGAUGCAAGUGUCAGAAGGGAAGCUGGAGUCAUACAUCCGGGACUGUCCGAACCCCUGCAUGCCCUGGUGACCUCCAUAACCCUCAAUCCUGAUCACGUUGGAUCUGACUGAUUGUGGCACAAAAAAAGCUUUAACUGCACAACUAGUGAUGUGAAACUGUCAAGUUCUUUUUUUAAUAGUUUUUAUUUUUAAGGAUCCUUUGCACCAAAGAAACAAAUGUGUACGAGAGAGUUUUGUUGUCUUUGCCGUUCUAGUUUCUGUGGAGGCCACUGGCUGAGUGACCCUCAAAGAUAUUUCAUUUCAUGUGAGGUUGAUCCUAAUCAGGAUCAAAGAGAAUUCUAUGAAUGCAGAGAUAAGUGAUAACAACUAACCAAAAUCCAGCUCUAGAUCCUGUUUUGCUUUUUCUGUUCACAUGUUCAUUUACUUAAUGAUGAAAAACGUUGAUCCUUAGUUUUUGAUUUAAUAAAAGUUUCCAGAUUUAAAUCUUU